This is a messenger RNA of Lathyrus sativus (Indian pea), 1434 nucleotides long. The record is from the annotation of a GenBank genome assembly. Lineage: Eukaryota; Viridiplantae; Streptophyta; Magnoliopsida; Fabales; Fabaceae.
AUGGUUUCCUCUCAGUUUUCUGGUAUGAGUGUGGGUGGCAUGUGUAAACCGUUGCUCUUUCCUGUUAAUGAUCCUGGUACUGUAACCACGGAUCACGUUGAGAUGGAUUUCUCUGAUGUUUUUGGUCCUCUUACUGUUGAAGUCAAUAGCAAUGAUAAUCAUUCUUUUGAUUCUGUUGAUGAAUUGAGCGAGCUGGUUUAUGAUGACCCAGAAGUCAUCUUUGCUCGUUCGCAUUCUUUGGUUGGUCCUUCUAAUUGUGUUAGUCAGUCACUUAAACUCAGUAAGCUCACCAUACACGAGUCUGACUCGGACAAUUCGUUGGAACUAGUGGAGAGUGUUACUGAAGAGACCAUUGAAGACAUCAAAGAGGUUAUCAAUGAGGAAUCCUUGAAUGAUGAAGACAGGAGCCUGUUGGAGAUCCAAAGAGUUAGCAUUGAUGAUUUUGAGGUUUUGAAGGUUGUGGGGCAGGGUGCAUUUGCUAAAGUAUAUCAGGUGAGGAAAAAGGGCACUUCUGAAAUAUUUGCUAUGAAGGUUAUGCGGAAGGAUAAGAUUAUGGAGAAAAAUCAUGCUGAAUACAUGAAAGCUGAGAGGGAGAUUUUGACAAAGAUUGAGCACCCCUUUAUUGUGCAACUUAGAUACUCUUUUCAGACAAAAUACAGAUUGUAUCUUGUGCUGGAUUUCGUAAAUGGGGGCCAUCUCUUCUUUCAGCUUUAUCACCAGGGCCUUUUCAGAGAGGAUCUUGCACGCAUAUAUGCCGCUGAGAUUGUUUCUGCAGUUUCCCAUCUCCACUCAAAAGGAAUAAUGCACAGGGAUCUAAAACCUGAAAAUAUCCUUAUGGAUGUCGAUGGCCAUGUUAUGUUGACUGAUUUUGGCUUAGCAAAACAAUUUGAAGAAAGUACAAGAUCUAAUUCGAUGUGUGGUACAUUAGAGUACAUGGCACCUGAAAUUAUUCUUGGCAAGGGCCAUGAUAAGGCUGCUGAUUGGUGGAGUGUAGGUGUCUUACUGUUUGAGAUGCUUACUGGGAAGCCACCCUUCUGUGGGGGGAACCGUGAGAAGAUUCAGCAGAAGAUAGUGAAAGAUAAGAUUAAGCUGCCAGGAUAUUUGUCAAGUGAAGCACAUGCACUGUUAAAAGGGCUGCUACAGAAGGAGGCGCCAAAGCGGUUGGGUUGUGGAGCUAAAGGGAUUUCGGAAAUUAAAGGGCACAAGUGGUUCAAACCGAUCAAUUGGAAGAAGUUAGAUGCACGUGAAAUUGAACCAAGCUUUAGGCCAGAAGUAGCUGGGAAGUACUGUGUUGCAAACUUUGAGAAGCGCUGGACUGAUAUGCCUGUUGUUGAUUCACCAGCUGCAAGCCCAAAUGGUGGAAACCCCUUCAAGGACUUCUCUUAUGUCAGACCUGCAGCCUCUUUUCUUCAACAGAAUAGCCCUGCUUGCUAA